AUGGAAAAAGUAGAUUUACCAGUUCACAACCAUCCUUUGUUACCUCUCACUCGAUUUUCCCAUGGUCGAUGUAAAGGUUGCUGGUCUCAUGGUUACAUAUAUGGAGGCUAUCGUUGCAAUGAGUUGGGGUGCGACACUUUGUUUUAUAAAGAGUGUGCCGAGUCCUUGCCAGACAUCAACCACUCUUCCCAUCCUGAUCAUCCUCUCAAGCUUGUCCGAAAAUUCCAAUCAUCCAUUUGUAGUCUGUGUCAAGUUUGGUUUGACACUGGUUACUUCUGUUCCAUAUGCGAUUUCAAGUUGGAUUUGGGUUGUGCGUGGAGACCAUCACCACCCCUUACUCUCGAAAACACCGACACGCAUGAGCAUCAGCUUGUACUCUCUAAUGGAGUGGGGUCUGAGUUGUCUCAAAGUACAAGAAACUGCAAAGUGUGCAGCUCUGAAGUUCUUGAAUUCAAGCAAUAUUACGAGUGCCAUCAGUGCGAGUUGUUCUUCCAUGUGAAAUGUACCAAGAUCUCUCUAGAAGAAUAUCACACUUCUCACCCUGAACACCCACUCAAGUUUCUUACAGGCGAUGAAGCACCUGGUUACGCAGACAAGAAGUGCCUUCUUUGCGGGAUGGAGUUUAAUCAAGAACUUCACCACUGUGACGUUUGUAAUCAGCAUUUGCAGAGGCUGUGCGGAAAACUCAUCACCACUUAG
Molecule: messenger RNA, 699 nt
Organism: Brassica rapa (field mustard)
Lineage: Eukaryota; Viridiplantae; Streptophyta; Magnoliopsida; Brassicales; Brassicaceae
Source: RefSeq, a predicted model, not a curated record